AGCAACGAAAAUGUCACCAAAAACGCAUUAACAAAUUCCAAGUUGGUGGCCAAAAUGAUUGGUAGGUCUGGUGACCACGUGGUUGUUUUUUCAGGUUAGAAAAAACUGGCUGUAAUUUGUACCACCACACGAAUAUUGUGCAAAAUGGGGCGCCGGAAGCCGGGUUUUAGGAAAAACCACCAGUUUUCCAACCAGAAACAAGGGGGCCAAAGUAAUGUGGACACUCGCAAGGCUUACAACGACAUAGUAAAAGAAAACGAAAAGUUUGUCAAGUAUUACGAAGUGCAAAACGUGUGCAAGAAAGAUGAGUAUGAUGCGUUUAUCACUAGUUUAAAGACGGACUUGCCGGCGACUUUCCGCAUCACUGGCUCCAAGGGAGAGGCCCAAAAAAUGCUCGAAAUCGUCCAAGGCCAGUUUAUUAAGGAUUGCUUAAGUCAGGGUGAUAGUGAGGGGAAGCCCCCAAACAUAUUCCCUCUCCCUUGGUACCCCAAUAAAUUAGCCUGGCAGUUGGAACUGACACGUAAAGACAUAAGACGCUGUGAGGCCUAUUACAAACUCCACAAUUUCCUAAUUUCGGAAACGGAACAUGGGACAAUUUCACGCCAGGAAACCGUCAGUAUGAUACCCCCCUUAUUACUCGACGUGCAACCCCAUCACAAAGUUCUAGAUAUGUGUGCCGCCCCCGGCUCCAAAACCGCCCAACUUUUGGAGAUGUUGCACUCCAAUGAUGACCCGAUUCCUUCCGGUUAUGUUAUCGCAAAUGAUGUUGAUAACAAGCGGUGUUAUAUGUUGGUGCACCAAGCUAAAAGGCUGAAUUCGCCGUGUGUGGCUGUAAUCAACCAUGAUAGCGCAAUUUUACCCAACCUAUCGGCGUCUCUGCCUGAUGGGUCAAUGGAACAAGUCCAGUUUGAUCGGGUGCUGUGCGAUGUACCAUGUUCUGGAGAUGGGACUUUGCGCAAAAAUCCAGACAUUUGGAUGAAGUGGACGCCCGCAAACGGGUUGAAUUUGCACGGAAUUCAGUCUAGAAUUUUGCGAAGAGGGGCCGAAUUAUUAACAGUAGGCGGCCGGUUGGUGUACUCAACUUGUUCAAUAAACCCAAUUGAGAACGAAGCUGUAAUUCAUAGAUUAUUAUCAGAGACUGAUGGAGCGCUUCAACUAGUUGAUGUUAGUAGUUCGUUACCUGGACUUAAAUAUAUGCCAGGUUUGGAGAAUUGGUUAGUUGGGAGCCGGAACUUGGAAUUUUAUUCAUCUUAUGAUGAAGUGGACGAGAAAUGGCAGACGACAAUCAGGCCACAAAUGUUUCCGCCAAAAUCUGAAGACAAACAUUUGUAUAAUUUAAACAGAUGCAUGCGUAUUUUACCCCACCACCAAAACACCGGUGCUUUCUUCGUUGCAGUGUUAGAAAAACUCAAACCUCUCAACUCGAAAGAAAAAUCAUUUAAAACGAACGAAAUCCCCGAAACUAACAGUAACAACAAACGCGAAAAUGACGAUUUCCACAAAAUCAGCGAAAAAAAACGCCGGAAAGAAGGUUACAGAGAGGAUCCGUUCGUUUUUUUCAAAGAAGAGGAAUCGGUUUGGAACGAAAUUAAAUCAUUUUAUGAAAUUUCCGACGAUUUCGAUUCGAAAUGUCUCUUGACUCGAUGUCAUGUCGGUAAAAAAAAGAACAUUUAUUUGACGUCGAAUGCAGUCCGCGACUUGGUUGUACAAAAUCAGAACGUAAUCAAGUUUAUUAAUACGGGUGUUAAGGCGUUUGUUCGCUGUGACAAUAAAAACAUGAAAUGUGCCUUCAGGAUUGCCAAUGAUGGGCUUGAAAGUAUUUAUCCCUACAUUGGAGAUGGGAGAAAGAUAGACAUUCCGAGAGAAGAUUUAAUUACUUUGCUUUUGAACGACAAUCCAGAGAAGUCGCCUCCGAUUGCUUCAUUGUCAGAAAUUGUACAGAAGCAAGUUGAACAUUUAAGUCCUGGAAGCUGUGUAUUAAUUUAUAAGGAAGAAAUUGAAGGUAGUGCUGUACCUUUAAUUAUUCAUAUCAGUGGUUGGAGGGGCACUACUUCCUUGAGAUGCUACAUGUCCCAACAUAGCACAGUCCAUCUCCUUCGGCUUUUAGGAGGCGAUAUCACCAAAUAUGAUGUGAACAAGUUCAAGAAAGCGGAAGAGGAUGGAGAAGUGAAGGAAGGAGAAUCGGGAACACAAUAAAGCCUUGAGCCUCGGAACAUUGCGAGCAUUGGGUGUAGUUUUUGCGACGUUCGCAUUCCAUUAGGAGGUGUUCCAUCAACAUCGACACUUCCACCACUUGGCUGCAUUCCUUGCAACGUACCAGCAUGGGACACGAGCGCCAGUAGUGCGAGUUCAUGGAGUUGCUCACGGAGAGGAUGCUACUCUCAGGCUGGUUGCAGAAAAUGCAUUGUCUGGAAUUGUUUUUACCAAAAUAUACUAAUUCGUCAAGGACUGA
Tribolium castaneum (red flour beetle) is the source of this 2452-nucleotide messenger RNA. RefSeq names its product NOP2-Sun domain family, member 2 (gene Nsun2). Gene Ontology annotation, cellular component: nucleus; cytoplasm. Gene Ontology annotation, biological process: tRNA methylation. Gene Ontology annotation, molecular function: tRNA binding; tRNA (cytidine-N5)-methyltransferase activity. NCBI's taxonomy places the organism in Eukaryota, Metazoa, Arthropoda, Insecta, Coleoptera, Tenebrionidae. The record is from RefSeq and is a predicted model, not a curated record.